Messenger RNA from Eufriesea mexicana, 2101 nucleotides. It is a transcript of the gene AsnRS, whose product is annotated as asparagine--tRNA ligase. Gene Ontology annotation, molecular function: nucleic acid binding; asparagine-tRNA ligase activity; ATP binding. Gene Ontology annotation, cellular component: cytoplasm. The coding region runs from base 333 to 2003 and encodes 556 amino acids. Gene Ontology annotation, biological process: asparaginyl-tRNA aminoacylation. Lineage: Eukaryota; Metazoa; Arthropoda; Insecta; Hymenoptera; Apidae. The transcript is spliced from 9 exons. The record is from RefSeq and is a predicted model, not a curated record.
UAAUGAUUUUUACUGAGUGUUAAGUAAUUGCACCUAUAAUUCUAUAUAGUUGCAUUUCUAUGGUGUAAUAUAUGUAUGUUAAACCUUUAAAUGACUAAUCAUAACAUUCUAUUGGACAUAGAUAUAUGUGUGCCUCUGUGUGUGUGCGUGUGUGUAAGUGUAAUUGUAGUGAUCGGGAUAGAGAAGAAAUUACGUCAUUUAGAUUUGAAUCUGUUGAAGUUUGUAAUUACUUGUUUUACGUUCUUAAUAAAUUAAGAUACACUGAUAAUAUAAUUAAUAAAUCGAUAGAAUUAUAAACGAAAAGAUAUAAGUAGUUACGAUUAACAAAUAACAUGCCCACCGCCGAGUCUGCUGAAUCGUUAUUGGGUGCAAUGUAUACUUCUCAAAAGGAUGGAAACGAUGUGACAGGUGAUGGUUCUGAGUCUAAUCCUUUUAAGACAAUUUUAAGAGUAAUGCAUUAUGUAGGACAAGAACCAUUUCCACCAAUUUAUCAAGAUUCUCACGAAGUUGGCAAAAAGUAUGAAUUAGUAUCAAAAUCACAAUUAAAGAAAAUGCAGAAAAUUUGGUUGAAAGAACGAUAUAAAGAUGAAGACAAGAAAAAGAAGUUAUUUGAGGAUGAAGAAAAGAGAUUGAAAAAUUUAGAAGAGGCUAAAGCAAUUACAAUUCAAGAAGACAAUACAUUGCCACCUGCAGUUCGUAUAAAAAUUAGAGAAAGUGUUGAUCAUCGGGAUCAACGAGUAAAACUCUUUGGUUGGGUGCAUAGACUUAGGCGUCAAGGACGAGCACUUAUGUUCAUAACAUUGAGAGAUGGAACAGGUUUUCUACAAUGUGUACUUAGUGAUACCUUAUGUCAAACGUACAAUGCAUUGACUUUAUCCACGGAAGCUUCUAUUGAAGUAUUUGGAAGUCUUAAAGUUGUGCCAGAGGGAAAAAGUGCUCCAAAUGGGCACGAAUUACAUGUUGAUUAUUGGACAUUAAUAGGAGCAUCUCCUCCUGGUGGUGCAGAUUCUAUUUUAAACGAACAAGCACUUCCCGAUGUGCAGUUAGAUAACAGACAUAUUAUGAUUCGUGGUGAAAAUACAUCUCGAAUAUUAAUUAUGAGGUCCACGUUGAUGCAGGCAUUUAGAGCUCAUUUCAGUGAAAGAGGUUAUUGUGAAAUAACACCACCAACAUUAGUGCAAACACAGGUAGAAGGUGGCUCGACGUUAUUUAAAUUAGAUUACUUUGGGGAAGAAGCAUUUUUAACUCAAAGCUCACAGCUUUAUUUAGAAACUUGCAUUCCGUCAAUGGGUGAUGUAUAUUGUAUCGCACAGUCUUAUAGAGCAGAACAAUCUAGGACUCGAAGACAUCUUGCAGAGUAUACACAUUUGGAAGCGGAAUGUCCAUUUAUUACAUUCGAUGAAUUGCUAGAUCGAUUAGAAGAUCUAAUAUGUGAUGUUGUUGAUCGUGUCCUUAAUUCACCUCUUGGUUAUCUUGUUAAAGAAUUGAAUCCUCAUUUUAAAGUACCAAAAAAGCCAUUUAAAAGAAUGGAUUAUAAAGAUGCGAUCGAGUUUCUUCGAGUUAACAAUAUAACAAAAGAUGAUGGAACAUUUUACGAAUUUGGUGAAGACAUUCCAGAAAUGCCGGAAAGAAAAAUGACUGAUGCAAUAAAUGAACCGAUAAUGUUAUGUAGAUUUCCUGCAGAAAUUAAAUCAUUUUAUAUGCAACGUUGUGCGGAUGAUAAGCGUCUUACAGAAUCAGUGGAUGUACUGCUACCGAAUGUCGGUGAAAUAAUUGGAGGUUCCAUGCGUAUUUGGAAUUAUGAAGAGCUGUUGGAAAAUUAUUCCCACGUAAAUAUUGAUCCAAAACCAUAUUAUUGGUAUAUUGAUCAGCGAAAAUAUGGAACUUGUCCUCAUGGUGGAUACGGACUAGGUGUUGAAAGAUUUCUAUGUUGGCUCCUAAACAGAUACCAUAUACGUGAUGUAUGUCUUUACCCACGUUUUUUGGAACGCUGUCAACCUUAAACUUCCUAUCCAUUAUGAUUUCUUAGCAUAUAAACUAUGUACGCUUUUAAAAAAUUAAUAUUUACAUAAUUAUCGCAAAAUUACUAUUGUUAAUAUUA